Podarcis lilfordi (Lilford's wall lizard) is the source of this 13788-nucleotide messenger RNA. The record is from the annotation of a GenBank genome assembly. Lineage: Eukaryota; Metazoa; Chordata; Lepidosauria; Squamata; Lacertidae.
GAAGGACUUGCGCCUAGCAAAAUCGUUGCCGGUAGAACGUUUGCGAGGCUUGUGCGCGGCGGCCGGGGUGCCGUUUGGCGUUUCUUGGCUCCCUCGUGCUGGGGGCCUCGCUUCUCGUCGGAGCCUCUGGUAUCGCGAGAGGUCGCGCCGAACCCGGAAAAGCCUCAGCAUGUCUGACAACGAGGAUAAGUAAGGGACCCUCGUGAGGGGAAAGGGAUGGGGGUGGGUCGCUGGGGUUUCUGUAGGCAGCAGCGGUGGUAUUUACGCAGGGCGCUUAUUUUGUGCUGUGCCGCUGGAUUCCCAAAUAUUAAACGCCAUUAUUGACAUUAUUCUUAUUACGUCCUCCCUCCAGGGAACUCAGGGAAGCCUACCUGGUUAUUCCUAUCCACAUUCUAUCCACACAACAACCCUGUGAGGUGGGUUAGAUGGAGAGAGAGGGACUGGCCAAAACUCAACCAGUGAGCUUCAUGGCUGACCAACAGUUUUGUGGUGGUGAUGGCCACAAAAGUUCGAUGAUUUUAGAAGAGGAUCGACCAAAUAUUGCCAGUGACUAUUGGCCACAAUGGCUAUGCCCUGCUGCCACAGUUGGCACCAGUAAUCUCUUUCAAUACCAGUUUGUAGAACUACAGGAGGGGAGCAUGGGAUUUUUGGGGGGGGAGGACUUUUGUUAGGGGAGAGGGCAGAAAUGAUGUGAUUGGUCAAUUAGUUACGUAUAGCGGUACCUCGGGUUACAUACGCUUCAGGUUACAUACGCUUCAGGUUACAGAUUCCGCUAACCCAGAAAUAGUACCUCGGGUUAAGAACUUUGCUUCAGGAUGAGAACAGAAAUCGUGCUCUGGCGGCAUGGCAGCAGCAGGAGGCCCCAUUAGCUAAAGUGGUGCUUCAGGUUAAGAACAGUUUCAGGUUAAGAAUGGACCUCCGGAACGAAUUAAGCUGCCCCCCCUGCCCCCUUUGGCUAUGUCCAUGGAGGGGAGAGCAGUCUUGUGCUUGAAUCCAGAUUUUGGUAGGUGGUGGUUGGGUUUUUUUCUUUCCCUUUUUCUUAUACUGUAUUAAGGUGAAAAAAACUGAAAGGCUGUGAUUUGUCUGUGGUCGCUCUUUAAACUAGUUGCCAAGCUGAAACAUAAGCCAAGCAGUCAGUUCAAACUCUCAUAAAUUAAUUUGACUAUUAGCUUCCAAACCUUCCACUCAAUGCAAUGGAAAGGAUUGUGAGAAUAAGGUGCAUUGUUUACAUAGAGGUACAUGCUAUGUAUCUCAUGUCAUGGCAGCCAUGCUCAUAAGUUUCUCACCUCAUAUUAUGUAUAGUAUUUUGAACUGGUCCAAAGUGUCUUAAAGUUGGAAGGAAUCCAGUGAGUCACAUUAGGCCUUGAAGCAGGACUAGUGGCCCACAAACUUUGACUAGCCACUACUGCAUGUUGCCACCAACCUUUCCCCAAGUCUUCUGCGAUAUGCAAAAGAUUCAUGCUGGGAUUUGGAGAUUCUUGGAAGAUGUACGAGAGCUGUGAUGGCAGGUUUCAGUUCUCCAAUCUUGGAAGCCUUGGCAAAGGAGAUGAGUUGAACAUAUUUUGUUGAUGAUUUUGCAAAGGGAAUCUUGCUGUUAGUAAAGUUUAAGCAAGAUACAGUAACUAGCCAAUUCCACAAAAAGUUAUUUGAGUAUUUAGUGGCUAUUAUGAAAACAAGCAAGAGAGUAUUUGAAGACAGUGAUGUAGUAAGAUUUGAGCUCUGAAAUUUUAUAUAAGCCUUUGAUACAUUUCUUCCUCAGUUUUGAUGGAGAUGAUUUUGAUGAUGUGGAGGAAGAUGAAGGACUGGAUGAUCUGGAAAAUGCUGAGGAGGUAAGUGACUUCAGUAUAUGAUGUCCUAUAGCCUAUGUAAACAUCCCAACAUUUACCUGCAGUUCUUGUAUCUGUGUCUGUAACCUGUACCUGCACGGUUCCUAUGUCUAACGUCAACAACUCCUCCAAAACUCAUGUGAUGAGAACAAUAGAAAAAGAUUAGGGAACAAGUUCUAAUCUAUUAAGGUGAACAUAUCUCAUAGCCUUUCUUUUUUUUGGAAAUGGUAAAACUUAGUCUUCUGUGUUAAUCAAAUAAAUACUUCUCUCUAAUGGUUUUCCUCUUUCAUUUUUUUUUUUUUUAAAGCAAUUUAUUGAAUUUUACAAUAGGAAAAAAUGUAAUAAACAAUAUAACAUUCGUCUUAACAUAGUUUCACAUUUUCUUUGGACUUCCUCGCAUCUCCCGCUCCCACCUUCAUCAUUAUAACAUUUUGUCAGCAAUUUAUCAUCUUAUUUAAGUUCUUAUAUCUCUUCGAUAUUUCAUAAUCUUAAAGUUCUCAUAAAGAGUUAAACUUUCACAGUUUUUCUUACUUUCUUAAAAACUUCUAAGUUAAGUGGUGCUCAGUUAUUUAGUCUAGCAUCUUAUUCAGCAUUCAGUCAAAUCACAAUGCUUUUGUAGAUAGUUCUUAAAUUUCUUCCAAUCCUCCUCGAUUCUCUCUUCUCCCAGGUCACGGAUUCUGCCAGUCAUUUCAGCCAGUUGCAUAUAGUCUAUCAGUUGCAUCUGCCAUUCUUCCAGUGUGGGUAGAUCUUGAGUUUUCCAAUGUUUUGCGAGUAGUAUCCUUGCUGCUGUUGUUGCAUACAUAAAAAUGUCUGGUCCUUCUUUGCCACCCCUUGGCUGACAAUACCCAAAAGGAAAGCCUCUGGUUUCUUAGUGAAAGUAUAUUUAAAUACCUUUUUCAAUUCAUUAUAAAUCAUUUCCCAGAACGCCUUCACUUUAGGGCAAGUCCACCAGAGGUGAAAGAACGUUCCUUCACACUCUUUACAUUUCCAGCACUUGUUAUCAGACAGGUGGUAAAUUUUUGCGAGUUUGACUGGGGUCAUAUACCAUCUAUAAAUCAUUUUCAUUACAUUUUCUUUCAAAGCAUUACAUGCAGUAAAUUUCAAUCCAUUACUCCACAGCCUUUCCCAGUCCUCAAACAUAAUAUUAUGCCCAAUAUCCUGUGCCCACCUUAUCAUAGCCGAUUUAACCAUUUCAUCUUGUGUAUUCCAUUCCAACAGCAAGUUAUACAUCCUUGAAAGUAUCUUAGUCUUUGGUUCUAACAAUUCUGUUUCUAAUUUCGAUUUCUCCACCUGGAACCCUAGUUUCUUAUCAUUUUUAAAAACUUCUUUAAUCUGAGCAUAAUGUAACCAAUCUCGCACUUUGUCUUUCAUUUUCUCCAAACUCUGCAAAUUCCAAUUGUCUCCAUCUUUUUCUAGUAUUUCCCAAUAUUUUGGCCAUUUGGCCUCCAUAUUGGGUCUUUUUCGGGCCUUAGCUUCCAAAGGUGAAAGCCACCUUGGUGUUUUAUUUUCCAGCAAGUCUUUAUAUUUUGUCCAGACAUUAAACAGUGAUUUUCUAACAAUAUGGUUCUUAAAGGCCUUAUUUGCUUUAACUUUGUCAUACCAUAAAUAUGCAUGCCAUCCAAAAACAUUGUUAAACCCUUCCAAAUCUAACACAUCAGUGUCUUCAAGAAGUAGCCAAUCUUUUAGCCAGCAGAACGCUGCGGCUUCGUAAUACAAUUUUAAGUCCGGCAGGGCAAAGCCCCCUCUUUGUUUUGCAUCAGUUAAUAUCUUAAACUUAAUUCUGGGCUUUUUGCCCUGCCAGACAAACUUCGAGAUGUCUCUCUGCCACUUCUGAAAGCACUCCAUUUUGUCCAAAACCUGAAGUGUUUGAAAUAAAAACAACAUUCUUGGCAAUACAUUCAUCUUAAUCGCAGCAAUUCGGCCUAACAAAGAAAGUUUCAAUUUUGACCAACUGUCUAAGUCUCUCUUAAUCUCUGUCCAACAUUUUUCAUAGUUAUCCUUAAAUAGACUUAGAUUUUUUGCUGUUAUGUUUACCCCUAGGUAUUUUACUUUUUAACCACAUUAAGUUCCGUCUCAUUCUGAAACCGUUCUGACUCUGUCUCAGUCAAAUUUUUUCCCAAAACCUUGGUUUUCUGUUUAUUUAAUUUAAAUCCCGCCACCCGACCAAAGUCAUUAAUCAAUUGUAAUACUCUUUUCGUACUAGGCUCUGGCUUCUGCAAGGUCAAAACCAGGUCAUCUGCAAAAGCUUUUAGUUUAUAUUGUUUCUGACCAACCUGAAUUCCUUCCACCAACUGGUCCCCUCUAAUCAUGUUCAAUAGCACUUCCAGAACCGAAAUAAAUAACAAAGGGGAGAUAGGGCAGCCUUGUCGUGUCCCUUUUUCAAUUUUGAACUCUUCUGUAACCACAUUAUUAACUAUCAGUUUAGCUUUCUGUUCUGAAUAUAUCGCCUCAAUCCCAUUCUCAAAACCCCGUCCCACUCCCAUCUCUUUUAAGUUUCCCAUCAUAAAUUUCCAAGAAAUAUUAUCAAAGGCCUUCUCCGCAUCUAUAAAAAUUAAAACUGCUUUUGUAUUUAUGUCAGUUUGGAGAAGUUCCAAGAUAUCAAUAAUGUUCCUUGUGUUAGCAAACAGAUGUCUACCUGGGAGAAAACCGGCCUGGUCCUUAUGAAUUACUUCAUUUAAAACUUUUUAAAUCUACUUGCCAAAAUAUCUGCAAAUAUUUUGUAAUCCACAUUUAAAAGGGAGAUGGGACGGUAGUUCUUCAGUUGUGUCUUUUCAGCUUCUGACUUUGGUAUCAAUGUGAUAAACGCUUCCUUCCACGAAUCCGGUGCCCUCUUCCCCUCCAUAAUUUCAUUGCUAACCUCCAUCAAGGGUUGUAUCAAAUAGUCUUUUAGUGUCUUAUAAUACUUGGAGGUCAGCCCGUCUGGCCCUGGAGAUUUGCCAAGUUGCAUGUUCUGAAUAGCUUGUUCAAUCUCCUGUCGUGUUAUUUUAGAGUUCAGGGUUGUCCUAUUUUCUUGUGACAGUUUAGAUAAUCCAUUUUUGGCAAAAAUUGUUUAAUCUCGACUUCGUCUUGCGGCCCUUGGGUAUAUAGUUUUUAAAAUAUCUCUGGAAACACUUUCUAAUGUCCACUGGAUUCUGAAUGUUUCUUCCAUCGACCUCUAAAUUUGUAACCGUAUUUAAUCUUUGUCUUCUCUUCAACUGCCAAGAUAGCAGUUUUCCACAUUUAUUCGCCGACUCAAACGUUUUUGUUUCAUUAAUUUAAUCUUCCAUUCAAUUUCCUGAUUUAUCAAUUUAGAAUAUUGUGUUUGAUACAGUUUAAUUUCUCUCAGAGUUGGCUGUGACUUUGGAUUCACUCUUAAUUUCUUCUCUAAUUCUUUUAUUUUAUCCAAAAUCUUGUCUUUUUCUCAUUUUGUGUUUUUUCUUUACUACAUUCUGUUGUAUCAGGAAUCCCCUCAUGACAGCUUUGCUUGCGUCCCAGACGAUUCUUUUUCCACCGAAUUGUUCAUGUUUAUCUCGAAAUAGUCUUUCAAAACUUUUUGGGCCUUCUUGGUAAUUUCCUGAUCUCUAAACAAAUUGUCAUUCAUCUUCCAUCUAAAGGAUCCAGUUGGUAGUAGUGUCAUAUCCAUCUUUACUGCGUUGUGGUCAGAGCAGGUCUUUGGGCAGAUUUCCACUUUUCUAACCCUAGGUGCCAGGCCUCUAGAGAUCCAUAUUUGGUCGAUUCUUGUCCAGGUCAGUUGGGCUUCAGAAAAGAAUGUUCCUUCUCUACCUAGUGGGUUCUUUGUUCUCCAAAUGUCAAUCAAGUCCAUAUUGUCAGUCAUUUCAAAAAGGUUUUAGGUAGUCUGCCAUCUUUUGUGACAUUUUGACUUUGCGACUUGUCCAUGUUAGUUGACACGACCCCGUUCAUGUCUCCCAUCAUUAUGAUGUUGUUGUAAUCCAGAUGAUCCAGCAUUGUCCCCUGCAACUUCUUGUAAAAUUCCGAUUUCCCUUCAUUGGGCGCAUAGAUUCCUAAUAUCAACAGUUUCUCUCCUUGAUAUUGUAUCUCAAUGGCCAAAAUCCUUCCAUGUUCAUCUUUAAAUAGAAAUUUAGGUGACAGGCUCUCUUUUGCAUAUAUCACCACUCCUCUCUUCUUCACUUUGUCCGACGAAAUAAAUUCCUGGCCCAAUCUUUUAUUUAUUAACACUUUUCUGUGGAGCCUCGUCACAUGUGUUUCUUGUAAACAAAUAAUGUCCAAUUGUUCUUUUUUAAUAUAUGAAAUAUUUUCUUCCUUUUCUCCGGAAUAUUGCAACCAUUAAUGUUCCAGCUCAACAGUUGCAGAGACAUCCUGGAUCUGUCUGGUUAUUUCUCCCGGGGUGGUGUCUUCUCUGGGUCUUCAAGCUCCCCAGGUGGAGGUAUUGACGCUGGCUUUGCCCCAGGCCCGGAAGGUAGUUCAAUUCCUUUAUGUAGGUCCUCUCCGUAUGUAGCCAGAAAUUUAUCUCUCUCUUCCAAUGUUCUAAUUUUGACCUUUCUCGCUCUAAAGGUAAAAGAUAAUCCUUGGGGAAAUUCCCACCUGAAUGGAAUUGCGUUGCUCCUUAGUAGUUUAGCAAGUUCAGAGUAGGCGGCUCUAAGGUCCAACAGUUGUCUUGGGAUAUCUUUAUAUAUCUCAAUUCUUCUAUCCAAAACCUCCAGUGACUUUUCGUAAUGUAGACCCAAAAUCUUAUCCCUUUCCUCCUUCGAUCUCAAUGUAAUCAAACAAUCCCUGGGCCUCUCCUUCUUUAUAAAUCUUCCAAGUCUGAAAGCUGACACAAUUUUAAAGUCCUUUUCUUCCAAAUUCCAGAACUUGGAAAGUUCUUUGGUCAAAAACUCAGUUAGAUUUCCUUCUUCUGCCUCUUGUAAUGAUCUAAUCCUCAAAUUAUUCUCACGAUUUCGCAGUUCUAUCAUAGAAAGAUAAGUCUGAUGUUCCCCAACUUGUUUAGUGAGUGGUCUUACCUCUUGCUCUAAAUUUUCCAAUUUUUGUCUGGUAUCCUCAGCCAAUUUUCGGUUUUCUACUGAGGCCUCCGUCAACUGUCCAAUUGCUUGUGUAUUCUGUCCCACCUGUGUAGUUAAUUUGUUUAGACAGUCUGUAUUUUUAUCAAUCUUUGCUGAUUGCGCAUCUACUUUCUUGUCCAAAGCUUCCAAUUUUUCAAAGAUUUUUCUAGCACAGAAACAGAUGAUCCUGAGGCCAUAUCUUCCAAUUGUAACUGCUCUGCUUCACCCUCUCCCUCUUUUGCCUGUGGCAAGUCAGCUUCUUCAAGUUGUACUUCUGAGGGCAAAGUAGGCACAGAUGAUCUACGUGUCUGCGAGGCUGAGGUUAGAGUUGUUAGAGUUGUUUGUCUAACUCUUCCUCUUCUUCUUGUACCACUCAUUCCAAUGUUAUCUAUCAGUCAAGGUCACACUGAGUUUUUCCCACAGGAAUAGAAAGGCCCAGAGCAAGCAAACAACAAGGGAAUCGAAAGUAAAUGUAUUUGUAAAGUCACUGUUUUAAUCCAAUCCUCUAGAGGGAGCUUAAGAUGUCUUUCAGAGUCUGAUUUAAUGUCCCAGAACCUUCCAAUAUAAGUAUUAAGCAGAGUUUAAAAGUAAUCACUUUGUUGCAGACAGUGCUUAUUUGUCUCCAAAAAGAAUGUUUCAAAUUUAAAAGGUCUCAAUACCCUCAGAUUGUUGCAACUUCUAAUAUACAGUAUCCAAAUCAACACUGACAGCUCGCUCUUACAGUGCUCAAGCAAUCCUGACUCUGGGUUUCACCUUCCAAUUUGUAAUCCAAUAAAAGGGGGAAGUCAAGUACAAAUAAAAGAUCCAAAUCUUUAACUUACUAGUUUUACUUUAAAUUGUAAGUUCCAUAGAUGCUUGGCUGUGUAGAGUUUAAAGUCUCUUUCUUUCAGCCUCCACUCCUCCGCCUUAGUUGCUUUUUUCCAAGUUCAAUGGCAGCGGAAGACGGACUUCCUGUUUCCACGUCUCUCCGCUUUCAGCCAAAUUCAAGCCAAAUUAAACCUUCUCAUUUAAAAUUUGUAAUUCCAAGUGAUUCAGUCUUUACUCACGAGUAAGUUGUUUUCUUCCAGGUCCGAAUUUUAACAGGAAAAGGGAUCAGCGCUCACCGGCAGCAGCAGCGCGGCUUCACUCCGCUGACUGUGAAACGGCUCACAGCGCCGCAACCCCCCUCCACGCUCCGGAGCCCCUUACGAGGCUCCUUCUGCAGUUGGAGGGCUGCUCUUGGCGCCCGCCGAGCCUCAGGACCCCAGGCUCUUGCUGCCUGGGGUUUUUCUCGUUGGGUCUCCGCUUCGCCGUAGCGGACGACCCGAUUUCAGCGGAGCUUCUUCUCCCGUCGGGAGAAGACCGCCAUUGCCGUUCGCGCCGCCCCCCGGAAGCCAAUGGUUUUCCUCUUUCAGACCUUUAUUUUAAAAUAUUUUAUUGAAAUCUUCUCUGUAGAUUUGAAUUUGAUCUCAAGUGGCUUAACAACUAAUAUACAUAUAACUCUGUGAAUAUGGUUAUAAUUCCUUAUAUUUGUGUUACAGGAGGGUCAGGAAAAUGUAGAAAUCCUCCCCUCUGGAGAACGCCAGCAGGCAAACCAGAAGCGAAUCACCACUCCUUAUAUGACCAAAUAUGAGCGUGCCAGAGUUCUUGGUACACGUGCCCUCCAAAUAGCGUAAGUAUGAUUUUGGUCCAGGAAUAUGGAUAUUCGUCAAUGAGAAUUGGUAGAACUUAUUUCAUAUGUUUAAAGUUACUUCUGUUUAGAUCUACACCUAGUUCUUAUCUCAAUCCUCUCCCCCUCAGAAGAUUUGGCGUUCCAACCAAGGAUAAUACCCAUGUGCUAUAAAGCAAGUUAGGUGUUUUAGCCAAAUCCCAGAAGGUUUUAGGCUUUUUCUAUAAUUUUCUGCCCCCUUCUUUUGCCCCAUUGUGCAACAGUGCCCCUCCAGAAAGCAAUAAUAGAAUAACAUUUGGGAAGCAUUUCAGAACAACUAAUGAAGUGGAAUGAUGUGUGGAUGGGCCAGUAACACACGGUUAUUGUGACAGUGACAUGUUGCAGAAUACACCCACACAAAACUCUGGUCUUGAGGGGCCACAUGUGUGUCAACUACACAUGCAGUGGAUCACCAAAAGAAGUAAGCUGUGCAUAAGGGGUGACAAAGAACAGGUUGCAUAUAAUCUGCCAUCCACUGAAAGCUUUUCAUAUGAGCAUGUGAAAUUUCACCUUUUACUCUGGUUCUAGGUUUUCAUAUAAUUCCAGUCCGUUAUAUUGUCAUAAAAUGUAGGUAUCUCAUUUUUCUAGAGUGAUGUUAUGGAGAUGUGCUUUAAAGUAUCUAAGAUAAGGGGUGGUGGUGGUCUUUUUUAUUAUGGGUCCACAAACAAGCAAACAAUAAAUGCAUUAUAAACAACAAAAAACCUGAAAAGGUUAAAACUUAAAAUAAUUUAAGCAUCAACUCAAUUAAAAAAAAUGUUUAUACUUAAAAUAGUGGAAAUGAAAGGGAAAAACAAAUUUAUCAGCUUACAUACUAAUUAUAUAACAAAAUGGUACAUAAUAUUUCAUUUUUUCUCUUCAUAUUUUAUGUUCUUGUAGUUAGUAAAUACAUUUCAUUUUUCAGUGAAUGUAUAUGAUGCACAAUCUUCUUUACAUUGAUAAGUAAGCUUAGUCAAGGAGAAAAGUGUUUUCUUCUUCUUAAAGAGGUUCCCAUUCUGUAUCUCUGAGUUAAUACCUGUUGCUGCAUAACUUAAUAUGCCAUGAAUACAGAAUAUAGGCCUGUAGGAGCUAGAUCAGUGUAGCAUGCAUAGUUAUUUUGCUGAGAAUGUUUCUUCAACUUCUCAUCCAGGUGUAAUAUUAGAUGUGAAUGCAGCAUUGGCUUAGUGCAUGUUUUGGUUAUAAUAAUAUACAGGUUAUUUCAUAAAAAGACCAGUAUUUCCAAGCAAUAUUAUUCAUGUGCAAACCAGAAUUUUUAGAAAGCUAAUUUGCAUCCAUAAUUGUUAAAAUAAAAACUGUCUUGAAUUUAAGGUGUAUUGUCUAGACCAGGCAUCCCCAAACUCGGCCGUCCAGAUGUUUUGGGACUACAGUUCCCAUCAUCCUUGACCACUGGUCCUGUUAGCUAGGGAUAAUGGGAGUUGUAGUCCCAAAACAUCUGGAGGGCUGAGUUUGGGGAUGCCUGGUCUAGACAUUUUGUGUGCUCUGAAUAAAUGAUGUGUGGUCCAAGUCUCUUAAGUUUCCUGGUAAAACAAUUUUUUCUAGUACAUUGAUGCUACUUAUAUUAGCACAUAAUAACUUCACUGUUCACACAAGGGAAGGUAUGAAGGGCAGGAGGUGGGAUAUCUAUCUAGGCACCAAAAUUACUACAUCUACUCCAGUCUACUGGGCAAAGAGAAAGGGAAGCUUUAGGGUGAGGUACUGAAAGUACCUUGCUUCACCUGUGUUUGUUGUUACUUGAGAUACCUGAUGUCUUGCAGAAGAUGGAGAUUUUCCCUGCUUGGCAUUCUGUAAAAUCUGGAAGUGAAAAGCAGCCCUUCUCUGCUCAGGAUUAACUGGUCACUGAAAGUGAAGUGAUGUCCAGUGUUAGGCAAUAUCUUCUGUUUAGGGCUUCAGGGAAGCACAUGGAAUCAGUGUAAUGCAAUACAGUACUCCUGAGCUGAGCCUAACAGUAUUUUUCCACAACAUUGAAAGGGCAAAAAUAAAUGUAGUUUGUAGAUACAAAAGAUCCCUGGACUGCUUUUCUCCCUGAAGUUAAUAGGAGUCCCACAUAGCGCAGUUGCUUUGAUAAGCCAGCUGAGACAUGUUUGCUGGCGCCUGUCAGAAUAAUGUGUGUGUCUGACAAUUAUACUCUCUGUCUGCUUUAUUUAUUUCAAAUAUUUCUAUUCUGCCUUUUUGCCCGCAAAAGGGCCCCUAAGGUGGCUUUCAAUUUAAAAACUACAAUAGAAAAUUUAAAAAACACAAUCAAAACAUCUCAAACAAAUAAAGCAAGUGGUAUUAAGUGACCUCAGUUAAAAUAGCAGCAAGCAGAAAUCAUGAAACUAGGUCAAAAAGCUAACAGUAGAAGGAUAAAAACACAGGUUAAAUGAAAAAUAUGGUGCAAGAUGGAAUUCACUGCCCACUCUGAACUGAGAAUAGAGUUGCUACUGCCACACAGUAUAUCCCUAUUGCUGUAAUGAUUUUGGAAUUGUUUCCCCUCCUCCCAGCAUGUGUGCCCCAGUGAUGGUAGAGCUAGAAGGAGAGACAGACCCGUUACUGAUUGCAAUGAAAGAACUCAAGUAAGUUGGAGAUUUUAACCAUGUGUGCGUGAUUUGUUGUAGAAUGCUCAGCCCUGAAAGAGGAAAGUUGAUAUAAAGCAAUGUGAAGAAGAGGGCUUCAUCCCAUCUCUUAAUAUUUGCUGUCAUUUCAUUCACACGUAGAUUACAGACAAGGCUGGUAUUGAUAUGGAGUUUAAAUGGAAAAUUCAUUUUCUUAUUAAAAGCGCAGUAGAACCUUCAUUAGCUUGAAAGCCAUAGUGCCACUUCAUAAAUUACGUAGGAGUUGUGAAAGAAGUGCUGGCGACUUGUGCUCCUGCUAUAAUGCAAGUGAGAUUCAUAACUUCAGCUUCACACAUUACAGAAGUGAUGAGAAAAAGUAUGACAAAUCAAUCAACCUUUCCUCGCAUCUGUGCUAGACUUUUAUAUAUUUCAUUUAUAGCUCGGCUUUCUCCAUAAGAGUCUAGAGAUUUGGCUCUUGUUUUCCAUAUAAUUUAGCAUCUGUACAUCUGUGUCUGUAUAACUUCGUGGAAACAAGUUUGAAUAGUCCAAACAUUAAAAGUAUGUAAGCUUGUUUUGUUGUAAGCUUGUUUUACUGCAUGUUUGAGCUGUGUGGAAGGAGUCAUGAUGAGGGGCACCAGUUACGCCAUUCUGGACACGGCUAUGUAAUGAAUUCUUGUGAUUUUUAAAGAUUUUCAUGUGGGGUUUUUUUUACUGUUCAUGUGCUGCAAGAUUAUAAGCCUGAUGUCCUGGACAAAUUCCAAGCUGGCUAAUUACAUUGUUGACCUAAAAAGUCGUACUUAGAUUAAUCUGGAUUUGAGUUUCUUUCCUUUCAGUCCUGAAAUGUUCACUUUUCCAAAUGCUUUUUUACAGCCAUUGUAUUCCACUCAAAGGUGGGGCCGUUUCAGUGGUUGAUGAGGUGUGUGAGCUCUUUAGACUCUGCUAGACAGAUGUGUUAUAGAUAGGUCAACAUGUGUCAGAUAUUUCUGUCAUCCCAGCAGGAUCUUUAUUCAAUUGUUUCUUCACCUCGGGGGGGCGGGGCAGGGAUGAUCCAUUGAUUGGGAUUCAGUAUUACUAAAUCAAACCAUUUCCUGCUGAGCUGUGGGGGAACUCAUCACUUAAUGUCAGAAGUUUUUGUAAACAUUUUGUGUGAUCUUACCCCACCAAAGUGCCCUUGGAUGCGAAACUCCAUGAUGUGGCCAAAGUGCCUUCUUCUAUAUACUUUUCUUUCCUCCCUGCAGAGCCCGGAAGAUUCCCAUAAUAAUCCGCCGGUAUCUGCCAGAUGGAAGCUAUGAAGAUUGGGGUGUGGAUGAGCUAAUUAUCACAGACUGAUCAGCUAUCCUUCUGUGCUCUGACUUCACUUUGACUGCAGAUGUUUUUAUUUUUGUGUAAAUAAAUACUAAAACCCCACUAUAAAUGUUUAGUUGCUUACUUGUUCCUCUUACAACUUAAUUCCGUGAAGAGGUCGUAGUAUCCUUUUUUCCUUUCUGUUUUUCUGGAGCUUCUAGGCUACUUGGCCUAUUGCUAGAUUUGAGCUUUGAAAUACUACAUCAGCAAACUAGUUGAGGACCACAAGAACAGACUCUCAUGUACUUGUUUCUGACUGCCAUGUUGUAUAUUUAAGUGUUUUUUAAAGUGAUUGUGCAGCUGCCAGGCCGCCAGGUGCCCUCUAAGGCAAUUGAGAGACACCCUCCCCCCUGCCCAACCCACACCCUUUUCCAGGGGCCUGUAGUAGAGGAGACCUUUCUCUUGUCUGCCAGCAGACAGACAUGCCUUUGUGCCUGGGAACAAGUUGCCUUGGAAACCCCCAAUUUCCCCUCUGAUCAGGGCUGGCUCUGUGGGCUUCUCAGGAGUAUCACAGAGCAACUCUCAUCAAAUCUCCCAUUGUUCCCUUCUUCUGCCCCAGCUUCUUAUCAAUCAACAGGAUCCCCUUACAGUGGCAGUUCUGCAGCAGAAAGCACAGUUGCCUCUAUGAAUCCCAACCCAGUGAGGCUCUGUUUUACAUCUUUAGGUAUAAACUAUGAUUUACGGUAUGUAUCAGUGCACCUCUUUCCCACAGAUCCCAUCAUAGCCUUAAUGUAAGUACAUCUGGUCCUCCUAUUGUAAGGAAGUGAGGUUCUUAAAUUUUAGUGAAUCAACCACUAUUGAGGCAGGGAUCUGUUUGAGGCACUCUGUGGGUAACAAAUGGAAAUAUUCACUUUUGGAAAAAAACAAAAUAGAAAAGAGCAGCUAUUUGGAUGCUUCUGGAUGGGUUUCUGUGUUAGUCUGUUCUGGAAAAAAUAACAGUGUCUUUUGGCAUCUUAAAGACUGACAAAUUAAUUGUGUCUCUUCAUUGUUUUUGCUGUGUAUCUUAGAUCUAAAGAUCUGCAUAUAGCACUAAUUCCAGAUUUUAGGUACUGAAAGCAGAUUUUAAAGCAACAACCAUCCUUUAAAAACCACCCUUUAAAAACAGCACCACCUUUAAAUUGCUGCACUGCAAGUUUUAAAAAGCAGUUGGUGGUAACCUGUAAAAGUGUCAGAAACAAAACAUCUUAAGCGGAUGACAAAGCUACAAAGUGGGUGGACAACUGAAGUUCCCUGGGCAAAGAAUUCCAGAAGUGAGUUUUUAAUAAUUUGGGGUGGGGGAGAGAACCACUCCUAACUAUACUAUGCUCUUACAGACUCCACCAAAUGUAAGCCACUCUGUGAUCAUCAAAGGAAAGGUGGUAUAUAAAUGUAAUAAAUCAAAAUAAAUACAUCAUGAGUUACAG